AUGGAUUCUCCAGAAUCUCCCAGCUCGGUCGGCGGCGGCGACGGCCCGCAAGCCGGAUCCCCCGGUUCUCAGAAGAGCGGAAUUCCGAGUGCCCCAAAGACCCGGACCACUCGAGGGAAAUACAUUUCCAAGGCCUGCUUUGAGUGCCGGAAAAGAAAGAGCAAGUGUAAUGGCAAGAGCCCUUGUUUCCGUUGCGCUCGUCAGGCAUUGACCUGCGCAUACCCGGCCUCGAAGAAACCACGCAAAGACAGAGGGAAUAGCGCCGAUACCGAUGCUCAAGCUAUCCAGUCUUUAAGGGAUCAAGUAGCUUCUCUGCAAGGAGGCCUGGAUCAGUUACGACGGCACCAGUCUCAGCAGCCGUCGGAAAGCCAGUCAAGCCCUCUCCAUUCUGAGGUUGCACCAACAGUGCUCCAAGAUCUCCCGGUCCCAUUGGGCAAUCCGGAUGAUCAAGUAGUGGACCCAGCACUUCAACCGGACCCCAUUGUCGUAGAUGUUGAAUCCUCCACUAGCCAAGACGAGCCGCAACCAUCCGCCAGUUACACCUUCAACAUCAGUCUUGCAAGAACACAUCUGCGGGCACGGGGCAUCGGCACCGCCGAUCACGAGACCGGCGGGAUGCCCGGAUCUGUUAAUCCAACUCGUCCGCCUUCACCAUCCAUCCAAACAGCCUUUGGGUUAGACGUCGGGUCAAUAGAUCCUUUGUGGCUAAUCAACGAAGAGGAAGCUGUAAGGUUAUGUAAUGUGUAUGAAGAAGAGAUUGGCAUUCAGUACCCCUUCCUCGACAUUGGGUGGCUUAUCGAACGAGUUCGAAGCCUUUACCAUGCCAUGAACAGCGGUUCUCGCCUUGGGUUUGCCUUUGCCGCAAUCCCAGGGCCGACAAUUAUCGAUCCUCAAGAUCUAAGCUUGGUUAAGAUGGUGCUAUCUACAGCCUUGACUGUAGAAGCUGGAGGCUCAAGUCAACUUGGCAGGUCCCUAUUUCUCGAUGUGAGGAAAUCAUCACACGAUAAGCUCUGGGAAUCGGCGAGCAUCAAGUCGACUAUGCUCUACAUCUUACUCGCUGUUUAUAGCUUUAUGACUGGUGAUGAUUUGCAAGCUUGGAGACUUGUCGGCAUUGUUGCCCGAUGGUGUUUGGAAAUGGGCCUUCAUCAGUCAGCAACCAUUAGCAAAACCUUCAAGGAUGCCGGGAAACGUAAGAUGGCCAUGCGGCUAUUUUGGUGUGUCUAUACACUGGACCGGCGUUGGGGCUUUGGCGCAGGGCUGCCCUUCGUGAUGCAUAACUUCGAUGUUGACCAGCAAUUACCAGAACCUGAUCAAGAUGUUCCGUAUCUCAGAGCCAUGGUAGAGUACAGCCGAAUUGGCGACAAGGUUUGGGCGACAUCGUACAACUCAGCAAGAGCAACUGGCGCCAUCAGAGAUGACGAAAUUUCCUACCUGUUGUACCGCAUAGACCAAUGGUAUGAAGACCUUCCAGAAGACUUGAGGCUAUCUUCGAAUGAGCAGACGGCCAGUCCCAAUACGAACUCUACGACAUCUAGAGGUCUUCAACGGCUACAAGUCUUGCUUCAUCUGCGAGCCAACCAGAUGAAGAUCCUUCUUCUCCAACCUUUUCUCCACUCAACAUCCAGUCUCAAGUCAAACAAAUCCAAGGUCCAGUCACUCGUCAACCUAGCCAAGGACACCAUACAGAUGCUCGACUCUCUUAAUAAAUCAACAGACAUCUACCAGAACCAACAAAUGUGCUUCAACCAUUUCCUCGUCUCCGCUCUCGGAGUCAUCUUCCUAGUCGUGGCGCUGUCGCCAACGGAACAUGGCGCUUCGGUCCGCGAUGAGUUCCACACCGCACUGGACUUGAUCAGGGGUCUCAGCGCCAGAUCCUACGUCUCAAGCCGACUCUGGAGGAGAAUAAGCGACCUGCGGCUCGCGUGGCGAAAGCUGGGAUUGAAUGCUCCUCAGUCUAGGGAAGCCAGAGAGCCUAGUACGCAGCAGGGCAACGCGCUGGUCACGCCACCCACCUCAUCUGGAGGGAUGGACAUUCCACCUGGAAGCGUGCCGACAGGUGUCGAUGAUGGGUUGCGCGGCCCAGAGCUUGAUGCAUGGCCAGCGGGUUCGGGUGAGCCUUUCACCGAGGCUCAGAUGGCGCAGGAGCUGAAUGACUUUUUCAACUCGAUAGAUGGCGGGGGAGACUUUGGGAUUCCUUUACCCGUUUUGGGUACCGACGGAGACGGCCUCGACCCAGAGAGAGGUCCCGAAGAUGCGUUUCUUGUGGACGAUAUGAACGCCUCCAUGGAUGUGUCACACUUAUUUGUAGAUAUGCUAUGA
This is a messenger RNA of Colletotrichum paranaense, 2319 nucleotides long. RefSeq names its product fungal specific transcription factor domain-containing protein. Bases 1 to 2319 code for a protein of 772 amino acids. Gene Ontology annotation, molecular function: zinc ion binding; DNA-binding transcription factor activity, RNA polymerase II-specific; RNA polymerase II cis-regulatory region sequence-specific DNA binding. Gene Ontology annotation, biological process: positive regulation of transcription from RNA polymerase II promoter by galactose; DNA-templated transcription. The transcript is spliced from 6 exons. The record is from RefSeq and is a predicted model, not a curated record. Gene Ontology annotation, cellular component: nucleus. Lineage: Eukaryota; Fungi; Ascomycota; Sordariomycetes; Glomerellales; Glomerellaceae.